This is a messenger RNA of Daucus carota subsp. sativus, 4333 nucleotides long. RefSeq names its product receptor-like protein 52. NCBI's taxonomy places the organism in Eukaryota, Viridiplantae, Streptophyta, Magnoliopsida, Apiales, Apiaceae. Bases 1674 to 2945 code for a protein of 423 amino acids. The transcript is spliced from 2 exons. The record is from RefSeq and is a predicted model, not a curated record. Gene Ontology annotation, molecular function: protein binding.
AUUGAAGAGCUUGCAGGGUUUUAGCUGUGGAAGAGAGCAAAUCAAGAACCCUCAGAAGAUAGGGGAUAAAAGAAGAAAGACAUUACAGUACGAUGCCGUUUGGUGUCUGUGCUAUGGUAAACAUAAUUCUCAAUGUAUAUUUUUGCUAAGCAAGCCUAAUGUAAUAUCGAGGAUGGUGGUCUGCAUAUCAGGAUGAGGUAAGUUUGACAGACAAAGCAAUGUGUUUAUAUUUCAGCGAGACUUUCUCAAGACUUUGAUCGAACACUAUAUUUGAGCAAGCAAGUUGAAAUUUCUGAUUUUAGGAUCGAGUGGAUAAAUGGCGCGAGGGUCCUAUGUGUCUUCUGAGUCUACCCUGAUAGAGUAGCUAAUUCAACUAUUCUUUUUAUUUUUUCUGGGAAACAUUCUUACUAUCCUUAAGGUCUCUACCUAAUUGUGUUUAUGUUUCCGAGUUUCUGUCUUCAAGCAGGACAUACUUAUGUGCGGUAACUAAUGUUCAGAGCUUAUGCUAGCAAACUAUGUAGUGUUUUGAUUCUAUUCCACUGAACUGGAGUAAGCAUAUUGGUAAGCUCCUCAAAAGUCUGGGUCCUCUGGGACAUGAUUGCAGUUGUUUACUCUAGCAAGUAGCAUCUUAAAUCAGGUUAUUUAGUUGACGGACAAUUCUUUUGUAUUAAGGCUAGUACCUCAUAAGAUGAUGAAUUAUAGCUGGUUUGAUUUUUUAUAUAUAACACCAAAACCUAUAUGGAAUCUAUGGAUUAAGGCUAUGUUGCUGGCUGCAUUUUGGAACUGAUUAAAAUGUAAACCAAAAUGAAACCGAUGAAACAAUAAUAUGAUGGCCCUGAUCAAAUGCUGAAAGGAUACGCUUAUCAAAUCAAGUGCUGUGCAGUAUGUUGUUUCUCUGAAACUUCUGAAAUGACUAUGCAACAUUUUCCAAGUCCGGUCACCAGUCCAUGAUGCUCAGCCAUAAUUUUGAAUGAGUAUUCAACCAUAAACUUAAUUCCCUCAACCUAAACUUAAUUCCCUCAACCUGUCAACCAUAAACUUAAUUAUUGUCGCCCCUAUGUUGUGUUUGGUUGGGGUGAAUGAUUCCGGAAGGAAUGAAAUGAAAAAUGAACUAUCUUAUGGAUGAUUUUUAAGAAAUUUCAUUCUUUCUUCCAUUCCAUUCCCUACAUCAUAUGCUAGAUAUCACCCCUUCCAUUUGAGAUGGAAUGCUCCAUUCUCUCCCAUCCUCAAUUUCUUCUCAAAUCUCAUCAUAGCAAUUUUGCACUCCUUCAAAUUUUUUCAAAACUUUCUUCCUAUCUCUAUUAGUUUCAAGUAUUUUUUACUCAUUUCAUUCCAUUCCAUUCCAUUCUCCCCAACCAAACACAACACUAGAGUAAGACGGGAACAAAAAUUUGGAGACAUUUCUUUUUCAUAUGAACUUGGACAAAAUCAAAUAGUCAUAAUGUACAGAUUAGUUGUGCAUCAUAAAGGAUAGUGAUCAUUCAUGCAUGCGUUUCUAGUCUCAUGAAAAGUAGCAAUGUACAAAUUCAAUGAUUAAAUCUGAAUUUUAAUUAGCACAACACAUAUUUUGGUGCUUUUUGUUUAUAAAUUGAUUUGCCUACUUCCUACUUCCACAAACUUAUGCUCACAACAUUUUCAACAUCUUCCUCCUCCUCCUCCUCCUCCGCCACUGCAUGCCAGUAAAUAUCAUAACCAACACACAGAACUCCUGCAUCAGCAUGUCGAUAACAACUCACAAUGCACUCCAAAUCUUCACCAUAUUCUUUCUAACUAGCCUAACUUCUGAUGGCAACUGUCAACAAAUAAACUACCCUGAAAAAAACAUCCUUCUUCAGCUCAAACAAUUCUGGUUUCAUCCACCUUUAAUCAAACAAUGGUCUUCGGCCAAAUCAAGUGACCAUUGUACCUGGCCGGAGAUCACCUGCAUAGAAAAUUCAGUCACUGAACUUGACCUUUCAAGUAAAGAUGUGACGGGGAAAAUCCCACCUUUUCUAUGUGACCUCCAAAACCUCAUCGCUCUUAAUUUUUCAUAUAAUUAUAUACCUGGAUCCUUCCCAAUAGGUCUUUACAAUUGCUCCAAGCUUCUGUAUCUAGACCUCUCUCAGAAUUACUUUGUGGGACCAAUUCCAGGAGAUGUUGACAAACUGUCUCGACUUACAGUCCUCAAUCUCGGAUAUAACAACUUCACUGGAGAGAUUCCUGCUGCUAUUGGACAGCUUUCAGAGCUUCUGGUUCUUAAGCUUUCUGCUAACUUGUUCAGUGGCUCUUUCCAGCCAGAGAUUGGGAACUUGUCUAAUCUUCAAGUUCUUGAAAUGUCCUAUCACUCAUAUGGUACUCAUCCACCUUGGACCCUACCCAUAAAUUUCUUCAUCAAGUUGACAAAACUGUUGUAUCUUUCGAUGACUGAAUCAAAUUUAAUUGGACAAAUUCUUGAAAGUAUUGGCAAUGCGACUGCUCUGCAAAUUUUGGAUUUUAGAAGCAACAUACUGAGAGGAAAAAUUCCAGAUAGUUUGUUUCUGCUAGAGGACUUGACUUAUUUGUCUCUUUACGACAACAAACUUUCCGGGUCAAUUUCUCGGUCCAUUAAAACUGUAAAUCUAAAUUUGCUAGAUUUAUCAGCAAAUGAUUUGACUGGAACUAUCCCAAAUGAUAUCGGAAAACUUACAAAAUUGUCAUAUUUUUCAUUGUUUCUCAAUAAAUUAUCAGGGAAGAUUCUAGAAGGAUUGUGUGGUGGUUUGGCUCUAGAAAGGUUUUUGGUAGGUUUAAACAACUUUUCAGGAUCUUUGCCAAAGUGUCUGAAAAAAUGCUCCAGACUAGUUGAUGUUCAGGUGGACAGGAAUCAGUUCUCCGGCAAUGUUUCUGAGGUGUUUGGUGUCCAUCCAAAUCUUGUCACCAUUUCUAUGAGUGGCAACAAUUUUACAGGUGAAUUCUCGUCCCAAUCGUGAAAAUUUGAAAAAUAUUACUUCUAUUAUGACAAUCUAGACCUGGCCUUGCAAUUUUUUGGCAUAUGCACUUUCACUUUAAUACCAGGAAUUUGAUUUUGCCAAUUUAUCCAAGCUAUUUUAUCUUUUCCAGGAGAAAUUCCUACAACGCUUUGCAAUAUGACAUCCCUUGAGAUUCUUGAUUUGUCAAGAAACAGUUUAAGUGGUGAACUUUCUUACUGUAGUGUUUGGGAGAUCUUAGCAAUCUCAUUGUUAUAAAUCUUCAUGAGAAUCAAUUUUACGGGACAAUACCAGCAACCUUCCUGGAGAACUGCCUACUGACAAAUUUUAAUAUAAACAGCAACCAUUUCAAGGGAACAAUUCCCCUGGCCUUGGCCAACUGUAAGAAGUUAAAGAUCCUUGAUCUUGGAAACAAUAACAUAUAUAAGUGGCACAUUUCCUCCGUGGCUAGAUAGUCUUCCAGAUCUACGAAUCCUUGUCCUGAGGUCAAACAGACUUCAAGGUGAGUUGAGUGUUAGCAAGAAGGAAUAUUCAUUUCCCAAGCUUAGAAUCAUGGAUCUCUCUCACAAUCAAUUCAGUGGCGACCUGCCAAUCAGUUUUUUAGAUAAUUUCAGAGUUGCAGUGAAUUCUGAUGAACUUGCUGAUAUGGAUUUAGAAAAUACUGAUACAGGUUCUUAUUACGAAGCUUCUGUUACAUUGAUUGUCAAAGGGCUAGAGGUUGAAGUAAAAAGAAUUCUCAGUAUUUACACAAGUAUAGAUCUAUCUAGCAAUAAGUUUACUGGAGAACUUCUAGAGGUCAUCGGGGUACUUCAAUCCCUGCGUCUGCUCAACGUAUCUCAUAACAGGCUUUUAGGCCAUAUCCCAUCCUCGUUGGGAAACAUGAGUAUUAUUCCCUGGCAAUUGACUAGUCUGACAUUUCUUUCAAACUUGAACCUCUCGGAAAACCAUCUUACUGGAGCAAUUCCAAAAGGAAGGCAAUUCGACACUUUUAGUAAUGAGUCAUUCAUGGGUAAUGCGGCCUUGUGUGGAGUUCCUCUAAUGAAAAAAAUGUGGAAAUGAUGAGUCCCUAAUAUCAGAAGUUAAUGAUGAUGACGACGAAGAUUGGUUUGCAUGGGAACUGAUGCUAAUGGGUUAUGGAUGUGGACUGGUAUGCGGACUGUCCACCGGAUACAUUGUUUUCACAACUUCAAAGCCUAAACGAUUUGUGAUAUUCGUUGAAGGAGCUCAGCAAAGGCUGAUUAAAAGAACCAAGAACAAGAAGAUCCGGCCUUUUUAUCAGACAGCUAGUUACUGGUUGAUUUUUGUUCAAGUUUGGGGUGCCUUGUUUUUGUUGCUUCUGGUUUUUGGAAUUUAUAUGUUUAUCUGAAUGCUGUUGUUUAGUUCUAGAUUUA